Momordica charantia (bitter melon) is the source of this 3594-nucleotide messenger RNA. Its product is annotated as RNA-directed DNA polymerase (reverse transcriptase). Gene Ontology annotation, biological process: homing of group II introns; mitochondrial mRNA processing. Gene Ontology annotation, cellular component: mitochondrion. The record is from RefSeq and is a predicted model, not a curated record. Gene Ontology annotation, molecular function: RNA-directed DNA polymerase activity. NCBI's taxonomy places the organism in Eukaryota, Viridiplantae, Streptophyta, Magnoliopsida, Cucurbitales, Cucurbitaceae.
AAAAAAAGGAAAAAAUCUUAGAAAUCCGUCUCCGGCGAGUUCUUACCCACCCGAGCAGCGGCAGCGAUUUCUCUGCGCGGUGGAGAUUGAAUCAAUUUUGAACCCUCAAAUCCCAUCUUCAGAUGUUCAUCCCCCUUCGAAAAAUAGCAACUCCAUUGAAAUCCAUCCUUUCAACUUCCUUCAACAAACUCUACUCCGAUCUGCCAUUGAAGCAUUCCCCUCCUCUGCACAAUUUUCCCUUUCAACAUUCUACAGAAACCCUCACAUGGCCCGAACUCAAGGCUCUAGUUCUCAGCCGAUUCACCCAUGGCAAGUUCCUCGACCUCCUUCAAAAUGUCGUCGCCUCUCCCUCUGUUCUUCUGACCGCCUCCCAAAAUCUCAUCACUCCACCACCCCCCAGCAAUGGCCUCAAUGCGCCGGACCCGUUACCCAUUCUCGAUUUGGUCUCCAAGUGCUUUUCCGUUGAGGAGAUGGCUCGGGAGCUCUACGAAGAUCGUUUCGAUGUUGGAGCCUGCUGUGUUCGGAUGGACCAGAAAGGUCAGUCUCUGGUCUUACCUAACUUGAAAUUGAAGGUCUUAAUUGAGGCUAUUAGGAUGGUGUUGGAAAUUGUUUAUGACGAACGAUUUGUGACAUUCUCUUAUGGCGGCCGUGUCGGUAUGGGGCGACAUACUGCGAUUAGGUACCUGAAGAACUCGGUGCAAAACCCUAGUUGGUGGUUUACUGUCGCAUUUCGUCGCAAAAAGUUUGAUUCUGUACAUGUACAUAAGUUGUGCUUAUUGGUAGAAGAGAAAAUUAAGGAUCAUCUUUUGAUUUGUAUGUUGAAGAAACUGUUUGAAUUGGAGGCAAUUCAAAUUGAAUUGGGUGCUUGUUAUUUAGGAAGGGGUUUUCCUCAGGAAAGUGGGUUGUGUUCAAUCUUGUGUAAUAUAUUCUUCAAUGGCUUUGAUAAAGACAUUCAACAGAUACGUCUUCAAAAGAAUGAAGAAAAUCCCAAGUUCAGUCUGGACGAGAUUGUUUCGUUUCAUAGUCCGGUGAAAAUAUAUGCUGUUAGGUAUCUGGAUGAGAUAUUGGUCAUAACAUCGGGGUCAAAGAUGCUAACAAUGGAUUUGAAAAGCCAGGUGCUAAAGUAUUUAGAAGGGAAUUUGGAACUGGAAGUGGAUCGAAUGAAUACUGCAAUUCAUAGUGCUGUCUCGGAGAAAAUUAGUUUUUUAGGAAUGGAACUACAGGCAGUGCCACCUUCAGUUUUGCAUCCACCAAUGUCAGAAAAGGCAAUUAGGGCUCGAAAGAAGUAUAUUAGACAGAAGGAAGUUAGAGUUAUAGAAUUGAGAAAUGCCCGCGAGAGAAACAGGAAAAAAUUGGGAUUGAAAAUAUUGAGUCAUGUGUUCAAAAAAUUAAAGCAAACUGAUGGGUUUAAAUUCGAAUUCCAAAUAGAGAAGGAAGUUAGAGAAAUCUUCAGAAACUGGGCUGAUGAAGUGGCGCAACAUUUCUUUGAGUCUUUGGAAAAUCAUGCAGAGUGGCACCAUGCGCUGUCAGCGGGUGAUUUUCUCUCCUUAAAACACAUAAGAAAUCAAUUGCCAGAAGAUCUUGUGAAUGCUUAUGAUAGGUUUCAAGAUCAGGUAGACAAACACUUGAAUCCUGUAAAGGUAAAAUAUGUAAAGGCUAGGGAGGAUGAAGAGAAAAGAGUGGAGGAAGAACAAAAAUAUGCUAGAAGGACAGUCGAGGACUUAACAAGGCUAUGCAUCAAAGUUGAUGCUCCUAUAGAGCUUGUUAGGAAGGCAGUCAAGAUGGUUGGGUUUACAAAUAAAAUGGGUCGUCCCCAGCCCAUCAGCUUGCUCGUUGCUCUUGAAGAUAUUGAUAUUAUCAAGUGGUAUGCUGGCGUAGGAAGAAGGUGGUUGGAUUUCUUUUGCUGCUGUCAUAACUAUAAGAUGGUAAAAACGGUUGUAACUUACCAUUUGAGGUUUUCUUGUAUUUUGACAUUAGCAGAAAAGCAUGAAUCGACCAAACGGGAAGCCAUGAAACAUUUCAGUAAAGAUCUGAAAGUCUUUGAUUUGAAUGGCGACGAAGAAAUCCACUUUCCAACAGAAAGAGAAGUGAAGAUGUUGGGAGAUAGAAUGCUUGCAGACCCAUACCCUGUGGAUGGGACUUUAUCUUUGUUUCUGAUAAGAUUAGCCAUUGAUGAACCUUCAUGUCCUUGUAUUGCUCAUUUUUGCAAUAGAACAGACUCUAUUUUAUACCGGGUCCGAUUGUUGCAAAGGACUCUUAAUGUGAAUUCAUGUGAUGGAGAGAAAUGGGUGCGAGGGAUGGGAGUGAUUCAUGAAAGUUUAAAUCAGAGAUGCCUUCCUCUCUGUGCUGAUCACAUCAGUGACUUAUACAUGGGGAGAAUCAACCUUCAAGACUUGGAUUGUACCUUAUCAUUGGAUAUGGACUGAGUGUAACUCAUUUGACUUCUGAGUUUGUUUCAUCCUCCAUGUCGGCAAGAUGGUAAUGAGAUAUUUUAUUCUUAGCCACUCACUUGUUUUACUUUCCCGGAAUGCAGUCAAGUUAUUCAGUUUUACAAAUAUCAGCGAAGCACUACCCAAAUCAAGGAAAGGAAAAGGGGGUGCAAACAGUUUGGGUCUGAAAGAGAAACCAGAUGAGAGACACUGAGAAAGAAGACGUGACAAGAUAAUGUGGUUUGCUCUUCUCGAAUCAACGUGACAGAGACAAGGCUUCACUCGCACCAGCAACCAGAAAAAUCUAGGCUUCUUCCUCGCCUCUGAAACCUUUCUCACUCGACAGCUCUCUGGAACUCUCUCUCCUUUUGCUCUCGAAAUAGCCGCCCUUCGUUAUCUCAGGCAUUCGAUUGAGGUCGAAGUAGUUUGCCCUCGCUCUUGUUUGCCAGGAAUCAAGAACACAAUGGAAAGGACUCAAUGCUAAGUUAUCAGCUAAUGGUUGCAAGAAGAGGCAUGCAAUUAGAGAGAUAGGAGAGCUAUUGGGGCGACCCAACCUCGCGGCGUGUUGCUGCUGUAACUGUAGCCAAAAGAGUUGCUGAGGAACGUGGCAUCGAGGUGGGCCAAAAGGUUGGGUAUUCUAUCAGGUUCGAGGAUCUAGUUCCACAAGAAAUCAAGUACAUGACCGAUGGUCUACUCCUAAGGAGAGUCCUGGUGGUAUACUUGCAUUUUUGACUGGUCAAGAACAGAUAGAGUCUACGGAAAAUCUUGUAAAGAAUAAGAUUCAGAAGUUAGCUGAAGGCAAAAGGAAUUCAGCACUCAUUCCCACCUGGAGUUGGUAAGGUAGUUUAAGUAUACAUUUAUGAUAAUCUCUCCAAAAGUUCUCACCAUAUUUUCUCUCUGAUACUUCCAUUGUUCUUCAUCUUUCGAAGAUUCAAUGUUGUUAUUAUUUCUUGUGAGAAAAUUUUUAGUUUGAGAGAUUUAUGUACUUCAAUUUCAUCCUCCAUUCGAGGGUUUUUGUUUGUAAGAUUUUUUCUUAUAAUCUUGUAAGCUUAUAUUUAUAAAUCCAUUCUUUGAGAGUUUGUGAGAUGUACCGAUUGGACUUUAAGUUGUGGAAAGAGUCGGUUCUUCAAUCGAACACCCAAGAAAAGCUUGGGAAGUGGAGUAA